This is a messenger RNA of Tuber aestivum (summer truffle), 344 nucleotides long. The record is from the annotation of a GenBank genome assembly. NCBI's taxonomy places the organism in Eukaryota, Fungi, Ascomycota, Pezizomycetes, Pezizales, Tuberaceae.
AUGCACGUCCCGACAAGUUCCAAAUCUGCUCCGGGCACUCUUCCUAGAGAAAAGCAGAAGCUCCUUUCAGUCUAUAUUUACGGCCUUACUGGUAGCGAUAUCACCUUCCAGAGCUUCCCCGCCCACCUCUACAACUUGUUGUCGGUCAUAUGAUCGCUUAGGAAGACCUUGACUGGGUCACUCACCCAAAGGUAAAUCCAAAAUUCGGGGCGAGGCAGAAUACUCCUGCUGCAAGGGGAGGGUUUUCCACAAGGCUCGUGCGAUCCGGGAAUCUGGGCGCAGAUAUGAUAUCUCUCGGACAUCCCCUGCGGCGGAUCCUGGCGGUGGAGGUGGAGAUACCGAGG